AUGGCGUCUAGCGUGGAUGCCAAGCUGAUCAGGCGGACUAAGUUCCCGCCCGAGUUCAAUAAGAAGGUGGAUAUGACCAAGGUCAAUAUUGAGGUUAUGAAGAAAUGGAUCGCAAGUCAAAUCUCCAAGAUAUUGGGGAACGAGGAUGACGUCGUUAUUGAGCUCUGUUUCGCGCAUCUCGAGGGACCGCGCUACCCCGAUAUCAAAUCCCUCCAAAUCCAACUCACCGGAUUCCUAGACAAAGAUACCCCCAAGUUCUGUCAAGAACUGUGGUCGUUGUGUCUAAGCGGUCAGGCUAAUCCACAGGGCGUCCCGAAGGAGCUCUUGGAGGCUAAGAAGCUUGAGCUCAUACAAGAGAAGGUGAUUACCGCGGACGUGGAGGAAGAGGUGGUGAUCGUGGUGAUCGCGGUGGCCGUGGAGGUCGGGGACGAGACUUCAAUAGAAGAUCUUCGCCUCCCAGAGACCAAGACCGUAGCCGAGACCGAUUCCGUGAACCUCCAUCGCGACGUGACUUUGACUCCUACGUGCCGCCUGGUAAUCGUCGCGGCCGCCGGCCAUCCAGAUCUCCACACGGCACUCGUUCUCCAUCUCGAUCCCCAAAGCCAUCGUCACCAUCUCGCCGAAACCGCGACGAGCCACGCCACAGGCGACACGAACGCCGCCCCCGCUCCCCAAGCAACUCAGUAUCUCCCGAGCGACGCAACCGCGGAGGAGCCAGAAGACGCAGCAGUCCGGAUUACGGUGACCGUGUUAAAGCAAGACCCAUUUCCCGCAGCCGUUCCCCGCGCUCACGUUCCCCCAGAGGAGACCGCCGCCGAAAAAGCUCCGUCUCUCGCAGCCGCAGUGUAUCCUCGUCGCCUCGUUACACACGGCGCCAGGCAGACUCUCCUAAGCCCCCGCAGCCCCGACCGUACACGUGAUCGUGGUGAGAACCGUCGACGCCGCAGCCCCAGCGGUGGUCGGAGCCGUAGCCGCAGCCGCAGCCGCAGCCCCAAGAAGGAAACUGACGGCAAGCGGCGCCGCUCUUUGGAAAGAUACAACCCUGAUGAGAAACGACGCAAGAUGGCUGAUGAGAACGAGGAUUCCAACCCACCCCCCUUGAAAGCCGAUGAUCCGUCCAAAGCCGAUGACAGUGAAACAAAAGUUGCCGAGCAGGUUGGUCAUUGA
Messenger RNA from Penicillium expansum, 1167 nucleotides. RefSeq names its product PWI domain-containing protein. Gene Ontology annotation, molecular function: RNA binding. Gene Ontology annotation, cellular component: spliceosomal complex. Gene Ontology annotation, biological process: regulation of mRNA splicing, via spliceosome; mRNA processing. The transcript has 5 exons. NCBI's taxonomy places the organism in Eukaryota, Fungi, Ascomycota, Eurotiomycetes, Eurotiales, Aspergillaceae. Bases 1 to 1167 code for a protein of 388 amino acids. The record is from RefSeq and is a predicted model, not a curated record.